Messenger RNA from Pieris napi, 4636 nucleotides. It is a transcript of the gene ZnT63C, whose product is annotated as zinc transporter 1. The transcript is spliced from 10 exons. Gene Ontology annotation, biological process: zinc ion transmembrane transport; detoxification of zinc ion; intracellular zinc ion homeostasis. The record is from RefSeq and is a predicted model, not a curated record. The coding region runs from base 499 to 1842 and encodes 447 amino acids. Gene Ontology annotation, cellular component: membrane. Gene Ontology annotation, molecular function: zinc ion transmembrane transporter activity. Lineage: Eukaryota; Metazoa; Arthropoda; Insecta; Lepidoptera; Pieridae.
AAACCAUUAACCAAUCAACAGACACCAAUCGACUUUGCUACUCUAUCUAGUUGAAGGUUGAAAAAUGAAACUUGAAAAUUAAUAAUUUGUCAACUUUUAGUGAUUAACAGUGUGUAGUUUUGAGUGAAUCCAAAUUAUUAAAAAAAUUAUAACAUAGAAGCAUAAACCAACCUGAUUAGAAUAUUAAUGCAUUUAGUACAAACGCUGUGCUACAAAGCUUAUAACCAUGUGUGCCUAUUCUAUUUGACUGUUGUAAGAAUAUUAUCAAUAAUUUUAUCAGCUUUCACGAUAAUUUCCAUUGUUUUAAAAGUGGGGUUUUAAACAGUUUAAAUAAAACGUUACGAUCUUGCACAAGUAUGACUCAUUUAGCUAGUGGCCGUGCUUAAAAGUUUUUUGGAAUGACGUUGAAUCAAUAACCAGGACUAAGUUAUUGACAUUGGUUUACACAUGAGAACAUACUGAAUAUUCUAAAUUGUUAAGCUAUUUUAAAAUUGAAAAAUGGGAAAGUAUACAGGAAAGAAAUGCCGUUUAUUAUCUAUGUUAUGGCUAACAGGAAGCUUUUUCAUAGUGGAAUUAGUUGUUGGAUAUGUUACAAAUUCCAUGGCAUUGGUAGCAGACUCCUUUCACAUGUUGAGUGAUGUUGCGGCCCUUGUUAUAGCUUUUCUCUCAGUAAAGAUGUCGCCGAAGAAAUGGUCAAAGAACACAUUCGGAUGGGCGCGCGCUGAAGUACUUGGUGCCUUAGUUAAUGCAGUCUUCCUUGUGGCAUUGUGCUUCAGCAUCACAGUGGAGGCUGUUCAGAGGUUUAUCAAUAUUGAGACGAUACACAAUGCGAAACUAUUGGUUGCUGUGGGUACAUUGGGGCUGGUUUUGAAUAUCGUUGGGCUAUUCCUGUUUCAUGAACACGGCAGCAGUCAUGGCCACACACACGGCGGUGUUCCACCUCCAUCGAAUGUCAGACACCUCACAGAGUUAGUGAAUAGCAAUGCAGACAUGGCCCUUGGUCAUGCGACCACAGAUAAUGAAGAGACAGAUGAAAUGGUUCCACCCAAAGUUGACAAACUACCGAAGAAGCAAGCGCCUAAGAGUACAGACCCGGGGCACUUGAAUAUGAAGGGUGUGUUUUUGCACGUGCUCUCCGAUGCUUUAGGUUCAAUAAUAGUGGUUAUAUCGGCAUUAGUUGUAUGGUUGACUGAAUGGGAGUACCGAUUCUACAUUGACCCAGCCCUUAGUAUAGUGUUAGUUUUAUUAAUACUUACCUCAGUCUGGCCACUAUUGAGGGAGUCCGCACUUAUUUUGCUACAAACUGUACCAACACAUAUACAGGUGGACGCGAUACAAAGGCGUCUGUUGGACGAGGUCGACGGUGUGUUGGCGGUGCAUGAAUUUCACGUGUGGCAGUUGGCUGGAGAUAGGAUUAUUGCCAGUGCGCAUAUAAGAUGUAGAAACUUAUCAGAGUACAUGAAGAUAGCUGAAAAGGUGAAGGAAUUCUUCCACAACGAGGGCAUUCAUUCGACAACAAUACAGCCCGAGUUUGUGGAGUUACCCCUAGAUGGAAAUGAGAUGGUCAGCUCGUCAGCGGAGGCUCCGUGCGCUUUACAUUGCCCGGUUAACGACUCGUGCCAUAACGCUACGUGCUGUGGCCCGAACCAACAGAAACAAAGUACACCAUCGCCGACCGUCACUCCGGUGUGCCGGCAGAGGAAUAUGGGAUCCCGAACGGAGUCCCUGAACUCAAAUCUAGGUACAGGGAAUCAGGCAAAUCCGAGUGCAAGGAAUUUAGACGCCUUAGAAUGCGGGUCCCUUUUGCCAUCACCUAUGGGAGAGAACCGACUCGCAGUGUGACAGACGGCCUCCUAACACACAACUAGCUCCUCCCCAAUACAUAUUAGUUGUGUUACAAAUUAUAUAUAAGUAAUAAUGUUCCGAAGUAAAUUUUUUGCUGGACUUUGUUUUUCACAUUUUUGUUAAUAAUAUUCAUAUUUUAAGGAUGACUUUAUUAGAUGUACAAUAAAUGGACUAUUUUGUUAAUUUAUUUGUUUAACAAAACUUUUGGCGUACUUAAAACCUCAAAAAAUAGAUAUCAAAGAAUAAAUUAAAAAAAUAACACAAAAUUAGAGCAGCGAUCGGUGGGCACAAUUGGUGUAUUAUUCAUUCUGUACUAAUUAAUAUGAAAAAGAUUUGUAGGUUUUAAAUUUACUUUAACUUACAUCAAAGUAACAGUAUAUUUAUUUAGUUUUUUUUUUAAUUGUAUGUCAUAAAUCAUCUUUAAAAUAUGAUUUUUUUUGUAACGCACACUUCUACCACAACGUGUCAGUAUUGUUAAAUAUGCUACCAAAUAAACAAUAGGAAUGUGUUCUUAGAGAUAAGCGUUUCAAAUUAAAUAUAUAUACCCCCAAAGUUGUUGCCACGGUAGAUAUGGAAUUUAUAUCGACUAAUCGAAGAAUAAUAUCGAAAUCUAAUGAUUUGAUUUCUUCAUUUGUACCGUCCGACUCUUCCGCCAUUAUUUAAAUUCCGGAGCUGUCAAAUAUGAAGUUUGACAAUUGGCAGUGCUUCAUUUGUUUCAUUGAUAAUUUUAGGUUUCAAAUCCCUUGAUUUAUUUAUGAGUUUUUUAGAUGCACCUUAAAAACAUUAAUAUUAUUCUUCGAUCAGUUUAAAGUUGUCAGUUCAAAAAUCGGUUGAUAGUAUAAGGAAAGUUUUUAGGUAGUAAUUUCGUUAGUUAUAUCUUCAUUUAAGAAUUGCUAACAUUUUGUUGUUUUGUUUUGCCUAGAUUCCUUUGUUUUGGGUUGGAAGGUACUCCAAAAUAUUUAAAACUAGACAAAUCUAUGAUAAUGUGUCAACGACAUUUCGUUACAAUUUUUGUGGUAAAUUGUUGCGUUUUGUCUAAAGCCUUUGAAAUGUGUUGCCAGCGUUUUCUUCGAUUUCUAUUCAUAGUUAAAUUUUAGGCAUAUAAGUAUACCAGGGUUGAUAUAUUAGAAUAUUUCCAUUUAUAUGCACAGUUUCAAUAUAAGUACAAGCAUUGUAGUUAUAUACCAUGUUUAUUGACCUAUUAUUCUUAUGAAUAUAUAUUUUUAGUUAUCUAAAUUAAUAUCGAAUACUUGAAGAUAAAGUAUUUUUAAUUUUGCCAAUUCGUGGUAAUUAGAACAUUAAUCGAAUAGUAAUUGAGCAGCGCUUCAAAUAUAUUUGGAAUAAAGCGGGAACUGUAAAAAACUGACAGUUGACGUUUAAGAAUACUUGACAACUAUGGUUUUAUACGGCAAUAUGAGUAAUAGGUAUAAAUUUUAAACGCGCUUCCAUAGUUUCUAAUACGCCCACAGAGCGCUUCGGUUUUAUAUAAAAGUAUCCUUAAUUUUCUAUUAGCUAUUCGAUUAUUGUUCGUCAUAGAUACGUCUAUUGACUAUUAUCUAUGGCUGAUAUAAAGUUUACCCCUUCAGGACUGAAUGGGUGCAAACAUGUCUAUAUAAUAUAGUAUAUUACAUUCUUGUUAAAAAUUCAGUACAAGAAACCUGUCUUUCAUUAAUAUUAUAAUAUUUUAUUUGACCGGAUCAAGGCACGUAUUUAAUUAAAAUCAUUGUAAACGUUUCUACGCGGUAAAUUAAUAGACUAGUUUAAAAAAGGUGAUAUAAAUAUUUAUUUGCUAGACAUGUUGUUAAAAUGAAACAGGAAUAGUAUUUUAUAUUUUUAUUUAGAUUGUUCCAAGCAUUGUUCACACCAAAUAUAGUGUGCAUUUCUAGGUUAAGUGAUCUUAAAUAAUUUGUGACAAUAUAAAAUAUAAUCAUGUCUUGUAGUGUUAUUUUAUAAAAAUAAUGAAUUGUUGAUUCGAAUUCUUUAGACAACAAAAAUAAUUUGGAGAACAGACCCUUCGUAUUAAGAAAAAAUCAUAAACAUAGAUUACAAACUUUCCUUACGGCCAGGCCAGGUUUUUCGACCAUAUUGUCCUUUUUAUUUUCAAAACACUAACGAAGAUUCUCGAAUAGAGACAAAUGAGUAACAUUACUGUGUUACACAUAUUUGUAACGUUUAAAAUGUCAUCAUCAUUCAUUAUUUGAGUAUUUUAAAUGAAAAAUAAAUAUAAAGCCGUUUUGUAUUGUCACAAAUUGAAAUAUUAACAAAAAUUGUUUUUUUAUACUUAAACAUGUGAUCGUCUUUAUUAUAAGAAAAUUAUUACUAAUUCAUUAAUAAAGGUUCGUAAACAAUUAUUUUUUUAGAUAUGUUCAUGUUUUGUGGUCUUGAACGCCGUAUCAUUUAAAUCAAAUGUUAUGAUAGUGAAAUAUGUUAUAGGUAAAUCCAGACUAAGCUUUUCAAGUUUUAUACUUUACUUAUACAAUUAUGCAUAAUUUAUAGGCGUGUAGACUCGGCUAGGGCUCGGUCAUAUUUGGGUUUCAAUAUUUUGCAAACAAACUUUUUUCUGCGCUAUAUCGCAAUCGACAGGCGUUUAAAAUAGCAAGUUGGAAGAUAUUUUUUUGUGUAUAAGGACUUUUAUUAAAUAAGUGUUUGAUAAAAAGCUGUAUACAAUUUGCAAGAUACUGAAAAUCAAAUGUAUGUAUGUUUGAGACAUUGAUGAAUUACUGUUGUUAUGGUUCGAAUGUUAGUGAAAUUGUGAAAAUUUUCACAGUUAAUAAAAAAUAUAUGAAUUAAA